GCCACUUCGCACCUCCACACCAAAGCUCACGCUCCGGGUGGUCUCCGCGCGAUACACGACUUCGACGCUCGACCACACUACUCCUCGUUCUCGUCCACUAUGUCGGUGAUUCAGACCCCGCACAUGGUGUCCAUCGGCAUGUACUCGUUCUGGCCGACGGCGCUUGAAAACACGGGCGCGUCGUCCGAGGUGGAGCACGUGUCGGUGCCAGAAACGCUGUACCAGCGCCUCGUGGACAAGGACUAUCGCCACCACCGCGCGUUUGGAUUCAUUCGGGAGAGCUACCGUGCUUGGCGUGUGACCGCUCUGCAAGUGAAGAGGUCAAAAACCCCACCAUCGUCGCCACAGGUCAAGAUGGAAGUCGACGACGUUGCCAUGCCGUACGACGGUGACGUCGAGGUCGUGGCGUUUCAGCCACCUCCGGUGCAGCAACCACUCGCCGUGGUUGUGCCGCCAGUGAAAAAUGAACUUCAUGUCGACACUAUGGCCUCUUCCGAGCCACUGGACCACCUGUCCAUGGUCGCCGAGCUGGCGUCGGCUGUCUCGUUGGAGCAAUCCGUUCCGCAUCAUCGUCAUGGGAACAACGAAAAUGCCACCGUCGAUGGCGCUUUCGGAGGCGACAAGAAGCGCAAGUUCCGCAAGUGUGGGACGUCCAAUGCCACGCGCGUCCUUCGCGACUGGCUGUUUGACCCGCACAACCAAGAGCAUCCUUAUCCGUCGGAGCAAGAGAAGCGGCGGUUGUCGCAAGACUCUGGCCUCACCAUCAAGCAGAUCGGGAUUUGGUUUCGCAAUGCUCGGCAACGGCUUUGCGCACCGACGCCGACGAAAGCCACGAUCAACCAGGAACAAGCGACAGCGUUCAUGGCGACUGUGGGGCUCAGGAUAGAUGAAUCUACGCCUCUUCGUCGGGGGGCAUGGUCGCCGGCCGAGAACGCGUACGCACAGAAACUGAUCGACCAGUUCACGCAGGGCCGAAUGCCGUUGGUCGAAGGCACGCCGCUGCGGUCGUUCCUGGCCGUUGUCUUGCACUGCCAUGCCAUGCGCAUCUCCAAGAAAUUUGUGCGCGAUUGCUCCGUGGGGAAGAUCACAUUUCGACGGGAUCGCAUGUUUCACGCGUCCGGACCGGAGCAUGAAGCGUCGAUGCGGGACUUGUUGGCACUCAAGGCGCAGGUCCUCGACAACGCGGCCGCGUCCAUGUCCAAGAAAACCAUGGAGACAGAGGCGGAGGCGAUGAAAGUUCAGGAAUGGUUCCGUACGACGUCGGCGCCCGAGAAAGCGGCACCCAUCGACAUGGCGUCCAUCAUGCCAAAGACAGAAACCAGCAUGCUGGCCGGCCUCGGAUAUUCCACCCACACCACCAACACCCUAGAUAGACACAUGCACGACCAGCUCCUCGAAGACCUCGACUUUGACUUCGACGGCGACCUGGGCUGGGGCGAGCUCGACAAGGCGGUGUCGCAGAUAUUUUUCCCCUGACAACGAAAACGAACGUGUGAAAGCUGACGUGGACGAGUGCAGGUUUUGCUAGCUGCUGCAUGGUGUACGUCGAUUGUAAAGUAAAAACAUUGAAAUGAGUUGGCA
Messenger RNA from Aphanomyces invadans, 1581 nucleotides. RefSeq lists its product as hypothetical. The transcript is spliced from 3 exons. Gene Ontology annotation, molecular function: DNA binding. Bases 100 to 1476 code for a protein of 458 amino acids. Lineage: Eukaryota; Oomycota; Saprolegniomycetes; Saprolegniales; Verrucalvaceae. The record is from RefSeq and is a predicted model, not a curated record. Gene Ontology annotation, biological process: regulation of DNA-templated transcription.